This is a messenger RNA of Naumovozyma castellii, 1587 nucleotides long. RefSeq lists its product as uncharacterized. Lineage: Eukaryota; Fungi; Ascomycota; Saccharomycetes; Saccharomycetales; Saccharomycetaceae. The record is from RefSeq and is a predicted model, not a curated record. Bases 1 to 1587 code for a protein of 528 amino acids. The transcript has a single exon.
AUGCUAUUUUGCAAAUAUACACUCUAUGUUGUGGGUGCGCUCUAUUCGUUGGCACAAGUUGCCCACGGUAUUGAAAUUACAAGAGACGUGGUAUUUAAUAUCCCACUAAUUGAGACGGACGUAAUAGUCGACACCGGAUUUGGUGUCUCGUUUAUGAGUAAAGGGAGUGUACCAAUUUCAAUGGAUGGUGAUAUAACUAACAACGGUGUCUUUUGCCUUGGUUUAACCAAAUUUGGUACCAUUUCCUCUGAUAGCAUUACAAACAACGGUCAGAUGUUUCUACAAACUGAGGAUUUUGCGGGCUCAAAAGGUUUCCAGGCCACAAACUUAUUGAAUAAUGGGUUUCUAUCUUUUACACGUAAUAGUUUUGGUAGUAUCUCGAUUACUGGAAGCUUUAUCAACAAAGGUGUGAUUUAUAUUAAUUAUCCUGGUGGCUCUGUUGUGCUUGAAGGACCUACAGGUGGGAUUGUUAAUGAUGGUGUCAUAGAAGUUGAGGCGGGAGAUAUACAAUAUAACAUAACAUUUUCGAACAUUGUUGGAACAGGUUGUAUAAAUCUCCAAAACCCCCUUCCGCCAAUAUUCGAUCUCUCUAAACCAUUUAACCAAACAAUAUACGCUGCAGAAAAUGAUUGGCUAUUAUUUACAGGACCGCAACUUGCAGAAUCUAUUCCGGUGGUGAGACUUCCCCCGGACACUACUUUUACUUUACUAGUGGGGCCACCAAUUCGCCAAGGACUAUCAUAUAAUUAUAGUACUGUCACCGGUAUGCUAAAUAUAACUAUUCAUUCAGGGUCUUUUAUUUUUGAUGUAGGUCCCAACUUGAAUGAAAGCCUGUUUGUGGCCUCGGUAUGCAAUAAUGUUGGAGAUGGAACCCUCUGUCUACAGAUGCAAUCUAAUUCUAAUGCAGAAAUGCCAUCCAAUUGCCAAUCAGGUGUUGACGCAUACAAGGUAGCUACUAACCUUUGCCCUACUAAGCCGGCUCUUCCUGCACCUUUAACCAUCAAAGCUUCAUACGAGGGCAAUACUAUAACCAAGAUAGUGUCCUAUGAGACAACCUUGGAUACUGAUGGGCUGCCAAAUACUGUUACUACAACGGAAUAUUUUAUCCCAUCGUUCAGUCUACCAUCUCCAUAUACUACUACUAUAACCAACGGCUUCCUGACACAAACAGAAGUAGUGAGCUAUUUUACUACAACGGGGUAUCUUCCACAUUUAACUGAAUUGACAAACCUUCCAUUCCCAGGGACAACAACUUCGACAAUCAGUGUUCCAUUUUCGAUACCACAUCCGUAUACUAGCACGUUUACUGAUCUUAACAUGACAGUGUCGGAAAUUAUUUCGUAUUAUUCCACAACGGGUAGUGACGGUAAACCUGCCACAGGGACCACAACUAGUACCCUUACUGCAACAAGCUAUAUAACUACAACAACAACAGAUUAUCCAAUGGGCACGACACAUAUUACCAAGGAUUACACAUCAGAAGGUACGUGGUCCAGUUCAGUGACCUAUUCUACUGCAGUGGAGACGUACAUUAUCAAAAUAUUGUCCACGGGGACAGGAAUUGAAACUUUAUCUACAAUUUAUUAA